Messenger RNA from Misgurnus anguillicaudatus (oriental weatherfish), 2063 nucleotides. It is a transcript of the gene nkx2.4b, whose product is annotated as NK2 homeobox 4b. Gene Ontology annotation, biological process: regulation of transcription by RNA polymerase II; cell differentiation. The record is from RefSeq and is a predicted model, not a curated record. Lineage: Eukaryota; Metazoa; Chordata; Actinopteri; Cypriniformes; Cobitidae. Gene Ontology annotation, molecular function: DNA-binding transcription factor activity, RNA polymerase II-specific; RNA polymerase II cis-regulatory region sequence-specific DNA binding. Gene Ontology annotation, cellular component: nucleus.
ACAGCAGAAAUAAGAGCGCCCAUGAUUCUCUCUCUCUCUCCACGGCGAUCAGAGAGCGCGUUUACGCACGAAGGACAUUUGACGGUUGCGCGCACAUCCACGGGCUUGUGGCAGCUUCAGCGAACUCGGUGGCGAGCUGAACCAUGUCAUUGAGCCCCAAACAUACAACUCCUUUCUCAGUGAGCGAUAUUUUGAGCCCGAUCGAGGAGACCUUUAAGAAGUUUGCAGGCAUGGAGAGCACCGCGAGCCUGGCGUCUCCUCUGUACAGACAGACUCAAGUGUCUCAGUCAAACCUGCAGCAGCACAACAUGAGCCAUAACGCCUAUCACAUGCAACACACUCAGUUCUCACACAGCGCAAUGGGAAGCUACUGCAACGGGACCAUUGGCACCAUGGGAGAACUGCCUUCAUACCAGGAGAGCAUGAGGAACGGCGCGACGGCGACGGCUUGGUACGGCUCGAACCCAGAGCCAAGAUAUCCGACAAUUUCCAGGUUUAUGGGCCCAUCGGCGGGAAUGAACAUGGGAACUUUAUCAGGAAUGGACGCGAGUAAAUCUAUGGUGACUCUACACGCUGCGCCCCGAAGGAAGCGUCGCGUCCUCUUCUCUCAAGCGCAGGUGUACGAGCUCGAGCGACGAUUUAAACAGCAGAAAUAUCUGUCAGCUCCAGAGAGAGAACACUUGGCCAGCAUGAUUCACCUGACACCGACCCAGGUGAAGAUCUGGUUCCAGAACCACAGGUACAAAAUGAAACGUCAGGCGAAGGACAAAACUGUGCAACAGCAGGACACCAGCGGAAACCUUUGCGCGCAACAGUCGCCGAGGCGCGUCGCCGUGCCCGUGCUCGUUAAAGACGGUAAACCGUGUCAAAACGGCUCCAGUACACCGACAGCUGUCCAUCAGCAGGUAAUGAGCAGUGAGACUUUAGCUUCAGCUGAGGAUUUAGAUGAGAUGUCACCGAGUCCUCCUCUGAUGAACAACAUCUCUCAGACUGAUGCUGCGCUCAUGGAGUACACCAGUAACAUGAUGAGCUCAAACCUGCUGUACGGCAGAACAUGGUGAUGUUUCACAAAUCCACUCCUGGCGUGCAAAGAUAAGACUGAAUUUCUAGAGACACACGGUUUUUCAAUGGUUUUUAAACACGCGGAGCUCAUCUGUUGAUAUGGAUUGAUGAUUAUUGCAUGAAAGAGACUGAACACCUAAAAAGGUGAUGAUGGAUUCACCAAACGUCAGUUGUGUUGCUUUGUAAAAUACAAGCUGUAGAUGAAGAAAUGUUGUUUAUAAAUAUCUAACAAUAUGGACGACGAUUGUUUUAUUCAAGUCUUUUGUAAGUUUAAAUGAAAAACACGAAUGCUACAAAUAUGUGCGAUAAAGAGCUCAUGCGAAUUUGACAAUAAACCAAUUUAAGUGCAAAAGUUUUUCGUUUCUCUCAGGUUUGACAGAGCAAAAUAAACUCUAGUUACUAUGUUUGAAGAGUUUGGUUCCAAAACGAGAUAACUCCGUUUUUAAAAUUGCCAAAACAUGUUUAUGUUAUCAUGUUUGAAUUGUGUUAUAUUGUGCUACUUAGUUGUAUUUUUAAUUAUGAAGUAUUUAUUUUAGAUGUGAAGGCUCAAAUCAAAACAAUACAACUGCAGUUUGGUUGAUAUUAACUGGAAUCAAAAAAAAGUUUUUUUUAUUUUGUUUUAUCUUGUUUUUUUUUUAACUUUCAAACUUAUUUUUUAAUAGCAUGUAUAAACAAAAUAAGCCCAUUAAAAAGAAAAAACAAACAAUCGAAAAUAUUAAACCAAUAAAUUAAUUUUAGAAAGAUUAUAUGUAUUGUUUGAAUUUAAAUGUGCCCCUUUAUGACUCGCAAUUUGUGCCUCAACUUUUCACAAUAAUUUUGAAAGAAAGAGAAAUUAUAGCGCGAUUUUAACCAUUAAAAGGAUUACAAAAAGUAAAUAAAACUAUUUUGAAACACUUCAAUACGGUAUUUUCUGUUUGAUAGCGCAAAUACCCUUUUGUUUAUAAAUAGGCCUAAUUUAAACCAUUUCUGCGUGUAUUGACCUUUAUUUUUUAGUUGCUCAA